Molecule: messenger RNA, 1270 nt
Organism: Papilio xuthus (Asian swallowtail)
Lineage: Eukaryota; Metazoa; Arthropoda; Insecta; Lepidoptera; Papilionidae
Gene: Sms
Product: spermine synthase
Exons: 7
Coding region: 113-1231 (372 amino acids)
Biological process (GO): spermine biosynthetic process
Molecular function (GO): spermine synthase activity
Source: RefSeq, a predicted model, not a curated record
UCUUUGUCAAACUAGAGCAGGGAGUAGAACCUCAUCUUUUCAGCUUUAAUUUUGCCGGUGUAUCCGUCCGAAUAUUUCUUAUUACCAGUAAUUGGCUUAAUAUUGAAGGAAAAUGUCGGUACAGACGUUAUUGUUAGAUUUUUCUGUUGAUCCUGCACGAGUUGGGGAUGAGAGCGGUCAAAAAACUGUGUUCGGCCAAUUGGAGACCAUUCUAAAAGAAUAUGUACCAAAUCUUAUAUUAGCUGCUGAUAUAAAGAUCGACGGUGGAUCUUUAAAACUAUUAACUGGGAAAAAAGGGACCACAGUGUCAGUAAGAAUGUUUGAUCGCGGUCUAGUAACUGUAAACAUAGAAUAUUACAAGGAGGACACUGAAGAGCCACUAAUCAGUUUCAAGUCGGCGAGGGUAUUGGAAGGUCAACUGAAAAAGUACAUCACAUUCAUAAAAUCGCAAGCUUACGCUCCGAUAAAAAGGUGCUUGUUUAGCAGGUAUUAUCCGACGUCCGAUGAGAGACUCCUUGAGUAUGACAUUGAUGGAGUGUUAUUUGAUGAACAGUCUCCAUUCCAAAGAGUGCAGAUUGUUCACUCCAAGUCACUUGGUAACAUGUUGGUGUUGGACGACUUACAAAACAUAUCUGAAGCUGAUCUGGUCUACACGGAAACUCUUAUGCAGCGGGGUCGAGAGAAUUAUGAAGGCAAAGAAAUUGUCAUUUUAGGUGGCGGGGAUGGCGCACUUCUAUUCGAGCUGCUGAAAGAGAAGCCCAAGUUCGUGUGGAUGCUGGAAAUCGACGAGACAGUGAUGCGCGCCUGCGACACGCAUCUGCGCUCCAUCUGCGGAGAUGUGCUCGAGCGGAGGAAGGGGAACAACUACGAGAUAAUUGUAGAAGACUGCAUGGUGACAGUGAACAAGUUCAUCAAGGAGAACAAGAAAGUGGACUACAUAUUCGGCGACCUGACCGACAUCCCGAUAUCGGAGUCUGCGUGCGGUGAGCUGUGGGAGUUCAUGAUCACCAUACUGCACUCCGCCUUCCAGAUCCUCAAGCCCACCGGCAAGUUCAUGACGCAUGGUAAUGGAGCAACCUCACGUAAAUCGUUGGAACUAUACGAGCAGGAGCUAGAGAAACUGAAACCACCCGUAAGAUUUACAAAGAGCAAGGCCUUCGUACCUUCCUUCCUAGAGGACUGGAUCUUCUACCAAAUAUCAUUCAAAUCUACCGAUAAUGGGGAUGCUUAACACACCAAACAUGGUAACAAAUGUUCCUCCAUAGUAUUU